Molecule: messenger RNA, 459 nt
Organism: Morchella sextelata
Lineage: Eukaryota; Fungi; Ascomycota; Pezizomycetes; Pezizales; Morchellaceae
Exons: 3
Coding region: 1-459 (152 amino acids)
Source: RefSeq, a predicted model, not a curated record
AUGUGCAUCUUCCAGAUCAAAGAUUUCUACUUUUGCGGUUGCCGCAGAACUUUACUCGAUGCUGACGACGCCAUAUUCAUGAUCAAAGGCUAUUUCAGCAUAGAGAUAGUGUGCACUAGAUACACCUUCUACCCAUGUAACCUGAUCCAGAUCAACGGGGCCCCGUGUGUAGAGUGGACAGGAGAUGAACGGGAGUAUCGUAAGAAACUAGAGAAGCGUUAUAACACCAUCAUUCUUGUUUCUUUGGACGAUUGUAACCUGGAUCCCAAUGACCCUAGGGGCUGUAAACUAAGGAGACAUCGAAGAGAAACUGGCCGAUUCAGCGAGCCAAUUGUACCAGAGGUUCCACGCAGGGUAAAGCCAGGGGGCGAACAGGAGUUUGAGGAGAUUAUCUUGUCCAGGGAGAGGAAUAGGCAUCUUCUCAGUAGUGUCAACCUCUUUGGCGCAGGCGAAUGUUAA